AAAACAUUCCUUUUGAAGACAAAAUUGCAGCAAUUAAAGUAGAUUUUCUGUGGCAUCCAGAAGUUAAUGGUUCUAUGAAACAGUGUAUCAAAAUGUGGACUGAGGAUUCUGUUGCAAAGCCCCAUGUGAUUGUAGCAGGAGCUGCCACAUGGUCUAUCAAGAUUCACAAUGGUAGCAGUGAAGCGCUUUCACAAUAUAAAAUGAACAUUACCUCUAUAGCACCACUUUUAGAAAAAUUGGCAAAGACAAGUGAUGUUUAUUGGGUCUUACAAGAUCCAGUUUAUGAAGAUCUAUUAAGUGAAAAUAGGAAAAUGAUCACUAAUGAGAAGAUAGAUGCCUACAAUGAAGCUGCAGUCAGUAUUUUGAAUAGUAGCAUCAGAAAUUCUAAAUCAAAUGUUAAGAUGUUCAGUGUUUCCAAAUUAAUUGCUCAAGAAACCAUCAUGGAAUCUUUGGAUGGCUUACAUCUUCCUGAAUCAAGUAGAGAAACUAGUGCAAUGAUUCUCAUGAACGUGUAUUGCAAUAAGAUUUUGAAGCCUGUAGAUGGUUCCUGUUGUCAGCCUCGGCCUCCCCUGACUCUCAUACAAAAACUAGCUGCUUGUUUUUUCACUUUAUCUAUUAUUGGAUAUUUAAUUUUUUAUAUAAUACAUCGUAAUGCUCAUCGGAAGACUAAGCCGUGUACUGAUUUGGAAAGUGGCGAGGAAAAGAAAAAUAUUAUCAAUACCCCUGUGUCUCCAUUAGAAGUACUUUUGCAGUCGUUCUGCAAACUUGGCCUGAUUAUGGCUUAUUUCUAUAUGUGUGACCGUGCAAACUUAUUUAUGAAGGAAAACAAAUUUUAUACACAUUCAACUUUCUUUAUUCCAAUUAUCUACAUCUUGGUUUUGGGAGUGUUUUACAAUGAAAAUACAAAAGAGACUAAAGUACUAAAUAGAGAACAGACAGAUGAGUGGAAAGGCUGGAUGCAACUUGUGAUUUUGAUUUAUCAUAUCUCUGGAGCAAGUACAUUUUUGCCUGUAUACAUGCAUGUUCGGGUUCUGGUUGCUGCGUAUCUGUUUCAGACAGGGUAUGGGCAUUUCUCAUACUUUUGGAUCAAAGGAGACUUUGGAAUCCAUAGAGUAUGUCAGGUCUUAUUUCGUCUCAAUUUCCUGGUAGUGGUAUUAUGUAUAGUCAUGGAUCGGCCUUAUCAGUUCUAUUACUUUGUUCCUCUGGUCACUGUAUGGUUCAUGGUCAUAUAUGUUACUUUAGCACUUUGGCCACAAAUAAUCCAAAAAAAAGCAAACGGAAAUUGUUUCUGGCAUUUUGGCUUACUGUUGAAACUAGCCUUCUUGCUGUUAUGUAUAUGUUUUUUGGCAUAUUCUCAGGGUGCAUUUGAGAAGAUCUUUUCUCUUUGGCCACUGUCCAAGUGUUUUGAACUAAAAGGAAAUGUAUAUGAAUGGUGGUUCAGAUGGAGGUUAGACCGUUACGUAGUCUUUCAUGGAAUGCUAUUUGCUUUCAUUUAUCUGGCUUUACAGAAGCGUCAAGUACUUUCUGAAGGAAAGGGUGAACCUCUUUUUUCAAACAAAAUUUCAAAUUUUUUAUUGUUUAUUUCAGUAGUUUCUUUCUUGACUUACUCCAUCUGGGCUAGCAGUUGUAAAAACAAAGCAGAGUGCAAUGAACUCCACCCAUCUGUUUCUGUGGUACAGAUAUUAGCCUUCAUCCUAAUAAGGAAUAUCCCUGGAUAUGCCCGUUCAGUUUACAGUUCAUUUUUUGCUUGGUUUGGAAAAAUUUCCUUAGAGCUGUUUAUUUGCCAAUAUCACAUAUGGCUGGCAGCGGACACAAGGGGUAUCCUGGUGCUCAUACCUGGAAACCCUAUGCUCAACAUCAUUGUCAGCUCAUUCAUAUUUGUUUGUGUGGCACAUGAAAUUUCUCAGAUCACAAAUGAUCUUGCACAGAUUAUUAUUCCUAAGGAUAACUCAUCUCUGUUGAAAAGGUUAGCAUGUGUAGCUGCAUUUUUUUGUGGACUCCUCAUCUUAUCAUCAAUUCAAGACAAAUCAAGACAUUAGAUUCCUAACAUCCAAAAAACACUAAGCUCUUCAGGCUAACUUUCGGGGUGCCUAGAGGAGGAAAGCAUCUAUCUGGAUCUAUAAAUGUAUAUGUAAAUAUAAACUUGAGUGGCAAGAGGACAGUUCAGUGACAUCUGUGGAAAAGUGGUUGUUUUAUAUUGCAAAUACACGUAUCUGGUGUGAAAUGCUAAAAAAAAUUGAUGCAGAGUGCAUUGUACAGGAUUGCAUGUGAAAAGAGUUUUCUACUGGAUCUGUAUUUCAAUUUAUAAAAUGAUUUUUUUGUUAACUUGUGAUGGCAGGUAAAGAAUUACCUUGCCAGUAAAAAAUACAGAUAAUUUAGUUUAGUGACACCACUGAGUGUUUUGAUAUUUACUAAACUUGUGGUAAUAAGAUUGUCUACACCUAUAUUCAUCACAGAACUUCCUACUUCAUUGAAAACAUUUUCUUACUCAAGAAUGACUGCAGUAUUGUUUUCUUACCAAUGUGCAAUGAUACGGAACGAUAAACAGUAUGCCUUUAAUUUAUAUAUAUUCAUGUUCUGAUGUUCUGUGUUUCCCAAUCUGAUUUUUCUUCCCAACUGUGGUUUUCAGAUACACAAAUUAAAUCAUGUAUGCUUUUUCUCACAGUUGUUCUAGGCUCCAUGACAGGGUUCUGUCAUUGUUUUGUUGUUUCUUUUUAUAAAAAGGCCAAAUUUUCUUCCCAACUCGAGUAUUCACCUUGUUCCUUUUCCUUAAGUUAUAUCGGUAUAUUCUGUUUGCCCUGUGGAUCCAUUUGAUAUUUCCCCCCAACUAAUUAAUUUUUGUAUAUUAUUUCCAAUGUUUGGAAAACUCUUUAUAACCAUUUUGGUAUUUCCUAUUACUCCCUCCUACUUUUGAAAAAAAAAUAUUUAUCAAUCUGUAAACUUGUGCAGUGUAGUAAAGAUUCAAACUGUUAUGAUUGAAAUGGUGACCAUAGAUAGAAUUUUAAGUAAACUGGUGAUUUUGGGUAAUGUUUUAUUUUCAUUUUGUUUUGUUACAGGCUAACUGUUAGAAGUAUAAAUUUAUUUAUCUGUUGUACAGAUUUGAUUAUGACUUUUAAUGUUUGAAAGAUUGCACUUGUUUGCUUUUACUGUGUGUGGGGUAAAAUAUAUUUUCUGUUCAUGGUAUAUAAAGAUAUGGAGUAAUUUAAACAGUAAAUAAACAUUCUGUGGAUGCUUAUUUUUGUAUUGGCAAAGUAUCAAUUAAA
Molecule: messenger RNA, 3263 nt
Organism: Condylura cristata (star-nosed mole)
Lineage: Eukaryota; Metazoa; Chordata; Mammalia; Eulipotyphla; Talpidae
Gene: CASD1
Product: CAS1 domain containing 1
Exons: 15
Coding region: 75-2039 (654 amino acids)
Cellular component (GO): Golgi membrane
Molecular function (GO): N-acetylneuraminate 9-O-acetyltransferase activity
Source: RefSeq, a predicted model, not a curated record